AUGAAUUUAAAAGAAGAAGGUGAAGAAAAAGAAAGAGUGGUGAGAUCAUUAUUCAAAAACAAGUUAUUGGUUAGACACAUUGUAUCAUUUAUACCUUUGAUCAAUGAUGCCUAUCGAGUUGGAGGUAGUCAUGGUGUAGUAGAGACAAUCAAAUACAAUGAAAUGACAAGUAAAUCUGUAUCAUUUCUACGUUAUUGUAGGCUAGAUAAUGAAGAUGAUGAUGAUGAUUUAAAGGUCAAUAAUGAUAGUAGUACAACUAUGAAUAGUAUUAAUACACAAAUUAGUAGAAUAGAUCAUUAUAAAAAGAGAUUGGAAAGACAGAAACGUUCAUUUAAUGUGUUUAAAGACAAGUUGAUGUCUGUGAAUCUUGUACAUGUAGAAUCUGACUUUGUCAUUUACUUUAGAGCAUUGCCAAGGUUACUUAGGAAUUGUAAAGAUGUAGUUGUAUUGGAGCGUAUUCAUUACUUGUAUCCACAUUACUUUAAACUACCACUAUACACUAGUUUAAAUGAACGGUAUGCAACAACUACAACACCAUUGUUGGAAAGAGAUAAUGCAAGGUGGUUACCUCAGAUACUUGGUGAUUGCUUUGGAUCGGUUAGUUGGGUAUUGGACAACACAGUUGCUAGUGGUAGCUUAGAUUGUGUGCGUUAUGUGGUUGAUACUAUUGGCGUACGACCAACUAUGACAACUGUAGAGAUGGCGUGUCAGUGUGGUCAUAUAGAGAUACUCACCUAUCUUUUGUCAUCUGACACGUCCUUUCCUUAUCUCAUGGUCGGUGUCGGCGAUAGAUGUUUCGAGUUGGCUACGAUCUUUGAACACAUUCAUAUUGUACGAUAUAUUUUGGAGUCAUGUCCAUCUGCCAAAUAUACAAUCACAGUUGUCGAGAAAGCAGUGGCUGGUCGGUCGGUUGAAUUGGUGCGAUUACUAUUAGAGCACAGAGACACACGUUUGGAAGGUGGUGUCGAUAUACUAUUGACAAGUCCGAUUGUUUAUGAUGCCGUGUCAUCAGGGUCACUUGAAAUGGUCGAGUUGGUGUACUCUCAGAUCUGCCUUGGCGGCAACACCGUAUCGUUGGCUGCCAAGGCAUUGGAUCGUGCUGCAGAACUUGGGUAUCUCGACAUUGUCGAGUACUUGGACAAGAUAGGUGCACCUGCUUCAACAGCCGCCAUGAACCUUGGUGCAAAGAAUGGCCAUUUAAAUAUUGUACAAUAUUUGAACGACCAUCGUAAAGAAGGGUGUACUGCCGAUGCUAUGGUCAAGGCUGCGGCAGGAGGACAUCUUUCAGUGGUCGAAUAUUUACACAAUACUCGAAGAGAAGGUGCCAAUGCGCUAGCCAUCCACUAUGCGGCACUCGGUGGGUUUAUAGAUGUAGUCAAAUUCCUUCAUCGUAAUCGUACAGAGGGAUGUCUGGACAACACGGUUGCCGAAACAGUCAAAAUGGCGCGUGGAGACUCUAUCGGCAUGGCUUGGUACUUGCUAGAGAACCAGAUACUGCCCAUGGGGAUGGUCACGCGUGACAGUCAUGCCGUCUUUUCCAAUUUAAUAGACCCGCUCUGUCAAAUUGGUAGUAUCGAGCUGUACGACCACGUUAUCGACAUUGUUCUCAAAGGAUAUGUCAUCGAACAACACAUGUUUCGCCAACACAUCCUCGCAGCCAGUCAACACCUGCACAUGGUCAAAUACCUGCUCACCAAAGCACCAGCCUCACAAAAGGUACCUAGUUUGUACUCGUGUAUUCUGAAUGCCACCAAAUCGAUUGAUGUCGUCACCUAUAUCGCUCCAAUCUGGACACGUGACCUUGCCUCGGCGAGUUGGGCAACACACUACUUUAACGAAGUGAUUAUCGCACGUGACCGAGUUGAUAUACUCGCCUAUUUCGACUCUCUUCCCUUGCUGACCACCGACAAUCACUACACUCUACUCGUCGACCAAGCUUGUAAAAUGUCGGCCAUCAAAUGCUUCAAGUAUCUUCACUACUCGGGAAAGAUGGUCAAUAUCUCGCCCAACGCUAUGGGGUUUGCCGUGCGUAGUGGAUGUCUCGAGAUUGUCCAAUACCUUGGCACGAUUUACAAACAAAAAUGUAAAGAGAAUUGGCUCAAUCAAGCAGCCAAGGGAGGACACUAUGAAGUAUUACAAUACAUAUUCACCCACGAUGCCUAUGACAAGGAUGAAUGUACAUCAUCGAUCAUCGAGAAUGCUGCCAAGUCACAAAAGUUUGAAGUGGCAUCACUGGUCGUCCACCAAUUCCCACAUCUUUCAUGUCCCUACCAAGCAUUUGAAAGUCAAACCACAAAAGAGAUUGCUCAAUUCCUUGUCAAUCAUUAUCAAAGUAAUCAUCUAAAAUUACUAGUCAACAAAUUAUAUCAAGGUCCAUCAAAAAUUUUAGGUUUAUUAAUUAAAGAAAAAGAUGGUGAAAUCAUUUUAAAUAAUAAUAAUCAAAAUAAUCAAAAUAAUCAAAAUAAUCAAAAUAAUAAUCAACAACAACAACAAACAAAAGAGAAAAAGAAAUCUAAAUUUAAAAGAUUUUUUAAAAUAAUAAGUCCUACUGCCAUUCCUUUUGCUUACUUUUUAUGGAAAAGGGAGGAGGAAGAUGAGGAAGAAAAGAGAAAACGUUCUGACAGACAGACAGAAUGA
Cavenderia fasciculata is the source of this 2637-nucleotide messenger RNA. RefSeq lists its product as uncharacterized. The transcript is spliced from 2 exons. NCBI's taxonomy places the organism in Eukaryota, Evosea, Eumycetozoa, Acytosteliales, Cavenderiaceae. The coding region runs from base 1 to 2637 and encodes 878 amino acids. Gene Ontology annotation, molecular function: protein binding. The record is from RefSeq and is a predicted model, not a curated record.